CAAAAACGGAUUAACAAAAAACGAAAUAAGAAUUAAAAACUAAUUAGCAAAGCAAUUGUUAUUAAAAAGAUCCUUAAGGGUCUGAUCGUCUAUCUUGCUAUUUUAUUCGAUUUUACAAAUAGUUUGGAAAAAUCGCAACAAAAUAUCUACAGUUAGUUAUAUUUUUAUUAUUAUUAUGGUUUAUGAUAUAGAGCAUCAUUUCCCAAAGGUUGGUAGGAAUCCUUUAGAAUAUCAUUUAAGUUAUCAAAUACCAUCGCAUCAAUGUGAAAAUAUACCAUUACAACCACCUCCAUCAAUGCCGACAAAUUCACCAACAACAACAACUACAACUACAAGUUCAACACGACGUAGAACGAUGCCUAUAACGCAUUUAGAUCCAUCGGAAUUAAUAGGUUUAUCAAGAGAGGAAAGAAGAAGAAGACGUCGUGCUACUUUAAAAUAUAGAACAGCUCAUGCAACAAGGGAAAGAAUUCGCGUUGAAGCAUUUAAUGUAGCAUUUUCUGAUUUAAGAAAAUUGUUGCCAACAUUACCUCCAGAUAAAAAAUUAUCGAAAAUUGAAAUUUUAAAAUUAGCAAUUUGUUAUAUUGCUUAUCUGAAUCAUGUACUAGAAACAUAAUUUUUAAACUUCGCGUCUCGCCACGAAACAAAAAUUAAAAAAAUAACUCACUCAAGAAAUAAAAGAACGGCUCUCAGAUAAUUCAUCUAUUGAAAAAAAAUAAGCUUCGUUGUUAUUUUUGAAACAAUAAUACAAUUUGUGAAAAACCAAAUAAUAACUUUUAUUGAAAAAAAACACGUUCACGAUGUUUGUAUAAUAAGAUGAGUUCAAAUUUAAUUCAGUCUCGUGAAGGGACCUAAGUUUAAUUUUGUCCCUUAUGAAUUACUAUAACG
Condylostylus longicornis is the source of this 888-nucleotide messenger RNA. RefSeq names its product helix-loop-helix protein 1-like. The record is from RefSeq and is a predicted model, not a curated record. NCBI's taxonomy places the organism in Eukaryota, Metazoa, Arthropoda, Insecta, Diptera, Dolichopodidae. The coding region runs from base 176 to 616 and encodes 146 amino acids. The transcript is spliced from 2 exons. Gene Ontology annotation, molecular function: protein dimerization activity; RNA polymerase II cis-regulatory region sequence-specific DNA binding; DNA-binding transcription factor activity, RNA polymerase II-specific. Gene Ontology annotation, biological process: regulation of transcription by RNA polymerase II.